GGCUAGACAGGCACAUUCUCUGUCCCUUCCAGCCGCCCCGUCUCGGUGCUCGCUGGCGGUAGGGCACGCGCGGCCUUCUCAUUGGCGCGGAGAACACCUGCUCCAGAGCCGGAGACGCAGACACGGGCCACGGGGCUGCCAGAGCGGAGCGCGGGGAAGAGCUCGUCGCUGCUCGGUCACUGGCCGGCCGGGCCGCGAGAGCCUCACUUCACAAUACCUAAGAACAUCAAGAGAGACAAAGGGUCAAGUACCUCACUCAACCCUUCCUAAAAACAGCAAGACAAUCAUCAGGACAAGAGUGAAUAUAUGAAGGAGGAAGUAGGGGAAUGUGCUGAAGAUGAGGCGACUGAAUCGGAAGAAGACGCUGAAUUUGGUGAAAGAGUUGGAUGCCUUUCCAAAGGUUCCUGAGAGCUAUGUAGAGACUUCAACAAGUGGUGGAACAGUAUCUUUAAUAGCAUUUUCAGCUAUGGCUUUAUUAACCAUAAUGGAGUUUAUGGUGUAUCGAGACACCUGGAUGAAAUAUGAAUAUGAAGUAGACAAGGAUUUUACUAGUAAAUUAAGAAUGAAUAUAGAUAUUACUGUUGCCAUGAAGUGUCAAUAUGUGGGGGCUGAUGUUUUGGAUUUAGCAGAAACAAUGGUUACCUCUGCAGAUGGUUUAGUUUAUGAACCAGUAAUAUUUGAUCUGUCUCCCCUGCAAAGAGAGUGGCAGAGGAUGCUGCAGUUAAUUCAGAGUAGGCUGCAGGAAGAACACUCUCUUCAAGAUGUGAUAUUCAAAAGUGCUUUUAAAAGUGCUUCAACAGCAUUGCCACCCAGGGAGGAUAAUUCAUUACUGCCUCCAGAUGCAUGCAGAAUUCAUGGUCAUCUCUAUGUCAAUAAAGUGGCAGGAAACUUUCACAUAACUGUGGGCAAGGCAAUUCCGCAUCCCCGAGGCCAUGCACACUUGGCAGCCCUUGUGAGCCACGAUUCAUACAACUUCUCUCAUAGAAUAGAUCACUUGUCUUUUGGAGAGCUCAUUCCAGGAAUUAUUAAUCCUUUGGAUGGGACAGAAAAAAUUGCAUCAGAUCACAACCAGAUGUUCCAAUAUUUUAUCACAGUCGUGCCAACAAAACUCCAUACGUAUAAAAUUUCAGCAGAAACUCACCAGUUUUCCGUGACAGAAAGGGAAAGAGUGAUUAACCAUGCAGCUGGCAGCCAUGGGGUAUCAGGGAUAUUCAUGAAAUAUGACAUCAGUUCACUUAUGGUGACAGUAACAGAAGAACACAUGCCCUUUUGGCAGUUCUUAAUAAGACUCUGUGGUAUUAUCGGUGGAAUUUUCUCAACUACAGGCAUUUUACAUGGCAUUGGAAGAUUCAUAGUGGAAAUUAUCUGCUGUCGUUUCAAACUGGGCUCUCACAAACCUGUCCUACUUCCGGAUGGCCACGUAAACAACCACUUACCUCUAAUUACAGACAACAGGCUAAACUCGAUCUCCAGCAAGUAAGAAACCACCUCUCUGCUAUGGCUUAGAAAAGAAAUGAAUGUCUUGUGAUUAGGUGGGCCACAACACUGCUUUUCAAGAAGAGACAUGUACUCUGCCUGCUGCUGGAACAUAAGCUUUGACAAAUAACGGGAGAGCAAAAGGAGGGAGAAAAGAUUGAAAAACAAAUGGCUAAGUACAGCAAAGCAGUUUUACUAAAUACUACAGAAGCAAGUAAACUGAGUCAGCCAGUGAGUCUGCUGGACCACCCAGGGUAUAAUAAAGACAAUCACCAAGGAACAGGUGAUGGCAGAGAAUCUGAAUAAAUUUCUCUGUAGUGUAGGUGAUGAGGAAAAGUUAAAAUUUACAGGUCAUGAAAGUUUUGGGUUUUUUUGUUGUUGUUUAAGUAAAUGGAGCAUCCUGAGCUUUAUGCUGGAAUACGUUAGUGGAGUUGGUGACAUUGAGAAACUAAAGAACUAAGUAUUAUAGCUGAACUACUAACCAAAACAUGUCGUUAAGAAACACAGCUACUCCGCCAGAGAGUACACAGAGUAUAGGCUGAUUUGUACCGCCAUGAUUUUUGUAAAGCUAAUGCCUCUCUAAGCUGUGAGAAUUGUGCGGAAGAGUAUUAAAUAAAGAGUGGGAAGGGAAUAA
Gopherus flavomarginatus (Mexican gopher tortoise) is the source of this 2110-nucleotide messenger RNA. It is a transcript of the gene ERGIC2, whose product is annotated as ERGIC and golgi 2. Gene Ontology annotation, biological process: endoplasmic reticulum to Golgi vesicle-mediated transport; retrograde vesicle-mediated transport, Golgi to endoplasmic reticulum. NCBI's taxonomy places the organism in Eukaryota, Metazoa, Chordata, Testudines, Testudinidae. Gene Ontology annotation, cellular component: membrane; COPII-coated ER to Golgi transport vesicle; endoplasmic reticulum. The transcript is spliced from 17 exons. The coding region runs from base 338 to 1480 and encodes 380 amino acids. The record is from RefSeq and is a predicted model, not a curated record.